Brassica oleracea var. oleracea is the source of this 415-nucleotide messenger RNA. RefSeq lists its product as uncharacterized. NCBI's taxonomy places the organism in Eukaryota, Viridiplantae, Streptophyta, Magnoliopsida, Brassicales, Brassicaceae. The transcript has a single exon. The record is from RefSeq and is a predicted model, not a curated record. Bases 16 to 246 code for a protein of 76 amino acids.
AAAAAAAAAAAAACAAUGGCUUCUUGGAACCAUCUCUUGAAAUGUUGUAUUCUUCUAGCUAUACUCACGAUCGUGCAGGCUCAAACCAACCGGAAACUUCUUGACAACAACACACCUACAACAUACUCUCAUUUCAAACAUCCACCUAUGGAUUCUCGUCAAGAUUAUCUUCCUUCUUCUCACCGUUCACUUGGUGCUCAGUAUUACAAGAGAUCACCACCUCCACCACCACCAAGAAAAAUAUAGAAAAGACAGAAUCCGAAACCACUGGUCGUGGAGCAGACUCGUGUAAGUUGGUGUCAUGUUUGGAAAGAGCAUAUACGUUCUCAUCUUUGUUUUCUAUUUUCAAGAUAUGUCUAAUGUUUUCACUUCUCGUCAAGAUUAUGUUUUCACUUGGUAUAUGUUUUCCAAAGCA